UGGGGUUAAAAACCCUUUCCCCGCGUGGAACCCUGCCCUGCACCAUGCGGGGCAUCGUCCACUACCACGAAUUUAUCAUUUUGCCCUUCCUCUUCCACGACUUCACCCUCCACUUUCUCUUUCCCCGUUUUGCCCUCUCUAGACCUCCUCCACUUCAUCCGAAACAGCCACAGCGAGACCGAGACGGCCCACACCACCACUGAAACGCCAAAGAUAAUCCCUACGGCCACCGAGCCCACUUUCUGCCUCCCUUUCUCUCCACCUCCAUUUGGGAAGCUAGGGAUGUGAUUAGUUUUUUCUGGGUUCUGUGGGUCCUCAGCGCUUCUGAAAGCAUGAGGAUUUUAAGCUUCGUAUAGUGUUCCGACUGUCUAAAAAUCCAAUCAUUUAUACGGCAACCAUUUAUUCUGCUCCUAAAUAUGCUCCGGAAAAUCAAUUGCUUUUUCCAUUUUCCCAACUGAAUCCCAAGCAUGUAUCGUUUUCUUCCAGCUCUAACCCAUGUACCUGCCCACUUCCCCUUCCCGCCGAGUUCACCAUAUUUAAAAUCCCUCUGUUCUAACGGUCAACUAGGAGAAGCCCUGCUAGAGAUGGCCUUUCAAGGCCCUGCGAUGAAGUUCGAAGGCUACGACGCGCUCUUAAAUGAGUGCGUGAACCAAAGGGCCAUCAGAGAAGGCCAAAGAGUCCACGCCCACAUGAUCAAAACCCGCUAUCUCCCUCCCGUUUACCUGUGGACCAGGCUGAUUGUCCUAUACACCAAGUGUGACUCAUUGUGUGAUGCGCGGAGAGUACUCGAUGAAAUGCCUGAACGGAACGUCGUAUCAUGGACGGCCAUGAUUACGGCAUAUUGUCGGAAGGGGUAUGCUUCUGAAGCCUUGAAUCUCUUUAUACAGAUGUUGAGAUCAGGUACGGAGCCUAAUGAGUUCACCUUCGCUACAGUACUUACUUCUUGUAUAGGUCCCAAUGGGAUUAACCUGGGAAGGCAAGUCCACUCUUUUAUAAUCAAAACAAGUUUUGAAUCCCAUGUAUAUGUUGGAAGCUCACUUCUAGACAUGUAUGCCAAAGCUGGUAGAAUUCACGAAGCUCGAGGGGUUUUUGAAUGCUUGCCAGAAAGAGAUGUUGUCUCAUGUACUGCCAUAAUCUCAGGCUAUGCCCAACUUGGCCUUGAUGAAGAGGCACUGGCACUAUUCCGUAGGUUGCAGAUGGAAGGAAUGUGUUCAAAUUAUGUCACUUAUGCCAGUCUUUUAACUGCGCUAUCUGGGCUUGCUGCAUUAGAUCAUGGAAAGCAAGUUCACAACCAUGUCAUCCGUUCUCAACUACCCUCAUAUGUGGUUCUUCAGAACUCUCUUAUUGAUAUGUACUCAAAGUGUGGAAGCCUUACCUACUCAAGAAGGAUCUUUGAUAGUAUGCCUGAGAGAACUGUCAUAUCAUGGAAUGCAAUAUUUGUGGCGUAUAGCAAGCAUGGGAAGGGAAAUGAGGUGGUAGAACUUUUCAAAUUGAUGAGAGAAGAAAAUAAAGUCCAACCUGACAAUAUCACUAUUUUGGCUGUUUUAUCAGGUUGUAGCCAUGGAGGGUUGGAAGAGAAGGGGCUGGAAAUUUUCUGUGAGUUGGAAAAUGGGAGAUUUGGGGUUGAGCCAGAGAUUGAGCAUUAUGGGUGUGUUGUUGAUUUGCUUGGGCGUGCUGGACGAGUAUCAGAGGCUCUUGAUUUUACCAAAAAGAUGCCCUUUGAGCCAACUGCUGCUAUAUGGGGUUCACUUUUAGGUGCUUGUAGGGUUCACUUGAAUGUUGAGAUCGGUGAUUCAGUGGGUCGUCGGCUUUUAGAAAUGGAGCCUGAUAAUGCUGGGAAUUAUGUCAUUCUUUCCAAUUUAUAUGCUUAUGCAGGGAGAUGGGAGGCUGUAAGAGCUUUAAGGGAGUUGAUGAAGGAAAAGGCUGUGAUAAAGGAGCCAGGAAGAAGCUGGAUUGAGCUUGGUCAAAUUCUUCAUACUUUUCAUGCAAGUGAUCGUUCCCAUCCCAGAAGGGAAGAGGUGUCUGCCAAGGUGAUGGAGUUAUCAGUCGAAUUUAAGGAAGCCGGUUAUGUCCCUGAUUUGAGUUGUGUUUUAUAUGAUGUUGACGAGGAGCAGAAGGAGAAGAUACUCCUAGGCCACAGUGAAAAACUGGCUCUGGCUUUUGGGCUAAUUGCUACCCCUAAAGGAGUGCCCCUUCGUGUCAUUAAAAACCUUAGGAUUUGUGUUGAUUGCCAUAAUUUUGCAAAAUUUGUCUCAAAGGUAAAGGGGAGGGAAGUGUCUCUCAGGGAUAAAAACCGGUUUCAUCAAAUUGUUGGAGGGAUCUGUUCUUGUGGAGAAUACUGGUGACUCGUGGAUUUUUAUGAGAAAUAAUCUAACGGAAAAA
Molecule: messenger RNA, 2382 nt
Organism: Carya illinoinensis
Lineage: Eukaryota; Viridiplantae; Streptophyta; Magnoliopsida; Fagales; Juglandaceae
Product: putative pentatricopeptide repeat-containing protein At3g13770, mitochondrial
Exons: 2
Coding region: 468-2345 (625 amino acids)
Biological process (GO): RNA modification
Molecular function (GO): zinc ion binding; protein binding; RNA binding
Source: RefSeq, a predicted model, not a curated record